Molecule: messenger RNA, 1254 nt
Organism: Danio aesculapii
Lineage: Eukaryota; Metazoa; Chordata; Actinopteri; Cypriniformes; Danionidae
Exons: 3
Coding region: 67-519 (150 amino acids)
Biological process (GO): negative regulation of double-strand break repair via nonhomologous end joining
Source: RefSeq, a predicted model, not a curated record
AAAAAUGGUUAAAGAGGUUGAGAGGAGAAAAGACUUCAUGGCCAAAAUAACAAAAACAACCUUAUAAUGUUUGAAAAACAUCGAAACCUUCCACAGUGGAUGGUCAAGUCAAACGAAAAAGACGCGGAAAAGAAGAAAAGGCACGAAACCGCUAAAAGGACAGCGAAGAAGCGGGUCAAAAGUGUGGUCACGUAUUGGAUGAAUGAGAGUGAGCUGUUAGAAACGGCGCUCGAUAUUUUGAAAGAUGAAACGAAAAUGACUAGAGAGGCAGUCCAAGCCCCGGAGGAGAUGGUGAUUCUGGAGACUGACGAUGAAGACUCGACAGAUUUACACCACAAAACUCGUGUUUCAAACAUUGCCGAGCAAGAAACUGUGCCAUACGCAAACUGUGUGGAAGAGAGUACCAGUACAAAACCAGACUGCCAUUUAAAGCCGACGUCUGAUGUUUCAGAACCUCCAGAAAAACCUGACGAUGAUGACGAGGCUCUUAAGCUUGUAAGAGAGAUCUUUUUCACGUAAUUCAAGCCUCGAGUUACACUUGUAAUUGUACUUUGAAACUAUUUAAUCUUCUGUUGAAGAGACAUUUACAUUUUCAUCCUCGUGUCAUUGCAAACAUACAUUGCUAGCUUUCUUCUGUGGAGCAUAAAAGGAGAUGCUUUGAAGAAUGUUUUAGUCUCUUUUUCGGAUCAAGACUGGAGCCUGGACUUAGAAUCUUCAAAAUACACCACGAAAAUUGUCCUAAUAAAGUAAUAGUAAUAUUUUUAUUUUCGAAACCUGACAUUUUUGAGGGAACAAGUAUCUCCUUUGUGUUCUUGAGAAAAUAAGAAAGCCAUUUAGGUUUGGAACAAUACGAGUAAUUGAUUACUUUUUUGGUUAAAAAAAAUUUCUCUUGAAUUUUAACAAAAGCACUGCUUUUACUCAGGUAAUGUGAAUCUUGUUUUGAUCUGCGUGGGCUUGUUUGUUUAGGCAGCAACCAACGGAAUCAAGAUAAUAUCUCAUUUGUUUUUUUAAACCUGCUGCUCUGAUAAUUGUAAUUUGCACACUUGCACUUUCUUUGGUCCUGUGGUUAAGAAAGUAACAACAAAAACAUGAGAAUGUUCAAUUCCAUGCAUAAGUCAAUUGUAUAUUUUAUUAUUUUUAAUUUUAAAAACUAGCUUUCAGCAUCUUGAGGACACAUUUUCAAGCAUAAUGUCAAGAUUUAUUUUGCUUGUCAGGAAACCUGAUGGUAAUGCUCAAAAACAGAUGUCGCAGGUG